GAUUGUGAAGCAGUUUGUGGGGGAGAAAACAUGUGGAUGAUCUCAUGGCAGAUCCGCCGAGGUUCACAUCACAUGCAAUAUCACUUAACGUUGCAGCGCACCCCCAGAUUCUUUGGAACUUCAAUCCAUCCACGACUAUCUGUCGCGUUUAAAAACCUCGGUCGAUUCCCCCACGUUUUCCUCGCUUUCCUUCUUACCUGGCUACUAUUUUUUUUUCCCCCUUUCUUUUUCAUACGGUAAUCUCCUGUAAAUCUAUCCAAACCUUUAUUCGCAGCCAUGUCUCUCAAGAACGACAAGUUCCCCGCCUCAGCCGCCUUCGACGCCAUCCAAGCGGCUAUCAACGCCAGUGAUGCCGAUCGCAAGGAUGCCAUCAAGCAGGGCAACGGCGUCUACGCCUUCACCCUCAAGAACGCGAGCGGUGAAGAGGCCAGCUGGCAUAUCGACCUCAAGGAAACCGGCAAGGUCGGAACUGGCACCGGUGCAAAGCCUGAUGUCACACUCAUCCUCUCCGAGGAGAACUUUGGCAAGCUCGUCGCUGGCAAGGCCAACGCUCAGCGUCUCUUCAUGGGCGGCAAGCUCAAGAUUAAGGGCAACGUUAUGAAGGCGACCAAGCUUGACCCUGUGCUUAAGAAGGCUCAGGACAAGGCCAAGUUGUAGUUGAAGCGUGCUUUUCUGACGUCUGGAUAGCAUUUUUACUGCUUUUUGUAUGAUAUCAACUUGCUUGUCACUAAUCGCUCCGUACUGCCUGGAUGCGAGUGUAUAGAGGAGUAUUUGCGUCAAUGUCAAUUUAUCAUUUUAUACAGUGAGACAAGCCAUAUGUACUCAAUUGUCUAGAUGGCUCAGCGGUAAAGAUCUCUUUCUAAGUCCUUUACUCAACGAAACUGGCCGCUCUUUGAAGCUCACGCCGAGCCUGUUCGUGUACUUCGCGAACAAUCUCUCCUGUAGGCUGGACCUUAUUGAUUAGCCCAACACCAGUUCCCCUACUCAUGUUAGUCUAAACACAAUUUGCAAGGCACAGACUACUCACGCCCAAGUAUUAACGAGAUAGCGAGCCUCCUCCUCUGAGUAAUCCUCUUUGAGGCUCCGUUGGCAUUCUUCCAGACUUGCUCCCGC
Fusarium odoratissimum NRRL 54006 is the source of this 1113-nucleotide messenger RNA. RefSeq lists its product as uncharacterized. The record is from RefSeq and is a predicted model, not a curated record. NCBI's taxonomy places the organism in Eukaryota, Fungi, Ascomycota, Sordariomycetes, Hypocreales, Nectriaceae. The transcript has 3 exons. Gene Ontology annotation, cellular component: cytosol. Bases 277 to 657 code for a protein of 126 amino acids.